AUGAUACACUUUAUUCUUGUUCAAAAUCGACACGGAAAAACCCGGUUAUCCAAGUUCUACGUUCCGUACAAUGAUGAAGAGAAGAUUCAGUUGAAGGGUCGUGUUCAUCGUUUGGUCGCUCAGCGUGAUCAACGCUACCAAGCCAACUUUGUUGAGUACAGCAGCAGCAAAAUCGUGUACCGAAGAUAUGCAGGACUUUUCUUCUGCUUCUGUGUCGAUGUUGACGACAACGACCUGGCUAUUCUGGAAAUGAUACACUUCUUCGUUGAGGCUUUGGACUCCUAUUUUGGCAACGUCUGUGAGUUGGACCUCGUCUUCAACUUUCACAAAGUUAGCGCGAUUCUUGAUGAAAUAAUUCUUGCUGGCGAAAUGGGGGAGGCCAGCAAAGAGAAGCUUUUGAAACGAAUUGAAAUGUUGGCUAAAUUGGAUUAA
This is a messenger RNA of Schizosaccharomyces japonicus yFS275, 432 nucleotides long. Its product is annotated as AP-2 adaptor complex subunit Aps2. The transcript is spliced from 2 exons. Bases 1 to 432 code for a protein of 143 amino acids. Gene Ontology annotation, biological process: vesicle-mediated transport; protein transport; clathrin-dependent endocytosis. Gene Ontology annotation, cellular component: cell periphery; AP-2 adaptor complex; plasma membrane. The record is from RefSeq and is a predicted model, not a curated record. Lineage: Eukaryota; Fungi; Ascomycota; Schizosaccharomycetes; Schizosaccharomycetales; Schizosaccharomycetaceae. Gene Ontology annotation, molecular function: clathrin-cargo adaptor activity.